AUGCCCCGCGGACUGCAGUCCAUCAUUCCUCUCCUAGUUCUCCCUAUCCUCCUCCCCUUCUCCCAUGCCUGGGGAGAAGAUGGGCACCGCAUCGUCUGCAGGAUAGCACAGGUCCUCUCUCUCUCUCCCUCUCUCUCUCUCUCUCUACUUUCCCUGUGUAACGCGUGUUUUGUCGCAGGGGCGCCUGAGAGAAGAGCCAAGAGAGGUGCUGGAGGAGCUACUGCCGGACUUCGCCCACAACGAUCUCGGCAACGUCUGCUCCUGGCCCGACCGAGCCAGGUAUUGGCUCCCAUGGUCCACCGCACUGCACUACGUCAACACCCCGGACCUCAUCUGCGGCUACGACUACGACAGUAAACUACACAAUUAUCAUUUUCUCUCUCUAGAAAGUGAUGGGUCUGCUCAAGAAGAUAACUUCCAACCAUUCUCCCAUUCUCUGGCGUAGGGGACUGCCGGGAUGCCGCGGGGACGGGGGAGAAGGGCAUGUGCGUGUCGGGAGCAGUCAAGAACUACACCGACCAGCUCCUCCGACACCGGGGGCCGCCUCUCGCCGACGGGGACUGUAAUCUCUCUCUCUCUCUCUCUCUCUCUCUCUCGCUCGCUCUCGCUCUAACAGUCUCUGGUCUUUCUUCCGGCAGAUAACCUCACGCAGUCUCUGCUCUUCCUGUCCCACUUCAUGGCGGACAUCCACCAGGUAUGAAACCCUGUUUCCUCCCCUCCCCGGCAUCGUUUCAAGCUUCUUGCAGAGCUAUAUAUCGCUAAGGUUGACCUUGGUACUGCAGCCGCUCCAUGCUGGGUUCUCCUCCGAUAAGGGAGGCAGCACCAUCGAGGUCCACUGGUUUUCGAAGAAAUCCAACCUCCAUAGCGUGAGUUAUUCUCUCUCCUCGAGCUUCCUUAAGGCCGAGUUGAAGAAGUUGACGAAGUCCUUCAGGCGCUUCCACAGGUGUGGGACGAAGGGAUCAUUGAGACUGCCAAGCAGAGGUUCUACAACAACAGCGUGGAGGCCAUGAUCCAGGACAUCGACAGGAACAUCACCGUAAACCCUAACGCUAAAACCCUGAAGGUUCAAUGGGUUCACUAUCUUAGAUUUGCGUUCCUCUCUUCUCAUCCCCCGUGAAUUCAACAGGGAGUGUGGGCAGACCAGGUGCCAGCGUGGUUGGGCUGCAGCUCUGAGGACACAUGCCCUGACGUGUUCGUUCCAAUCCUCUCUCUCUCUCUCUCGGCCCUGAUCAUCUUCAUGAAAUUGCCAGAAAUGGAAACUAAGCACGGGUGAUGUUCUCGUUCAGAGAUGCCGCCGAGAGCGUACGAGUAGCCUGCGACUGGGCUUACAGGAACGCGACCAACGGGACAGCUCUCGGAGGUGAGCAGCCAUUAAUUUAUCCUUUCCACUCAGGGUACCAUCUCUCUCUCUCUCUCUCUCUCUCUCUCUCUCUCUCUCUCUCUCCAAAAUAAGCUGACUUACGUGAGUCCUACCAUGUGAGCGAGGAUUUGCAGAUGACUACUUUCUAACCCGGUUACCGGUGGUCUACAUGCGGCUCGCCCAGGCCGGAGUCAGGCUGGCUUUCGCACUGAACAACGUCCUCUGGGAUGCGGACGAAGAUUAG
This is a messenger RNA of Spirodela intermedia, 1604 nucleotides long. The record is from the annotation of a GenBank genome assembly. NCBI's taxonomy places the organism in Eukaryota, Viridiplantae, Streptophyta, Magnoliopsida, Alismatales, Araceae.